Molecule: messenger RNA, 1163 nt
Organism: Drosophila novamexicana
Lineage: Eukaryota; Metazoa; Arthropoda; Insecta; Diptera; Drosophilidae
Gene: Ykt6
Product: synaptobrevin homolog YKT6
Exons: 2
Coding region: 218-817 (199 amino acids)
Biological process (GO): endoplasmic reticulum to Golgi vesicle-mediated transport
Cellular component (GO): Golgi apparatus
Molecular function (GO): SNAP receptor activity
Source: RefSeq, a predicted model, not a curated record
CACACUCAUACACAAAACGAACAAGCGCAUUAAACAAAUCAAACUGUUCCCCAAUUGAUAUUCAUAGCAAUAAUAAAACGUGUGCAACUUAACUGAAACCCACCUGGCUAUAUCAAUUGUAAGCAACCGAGAAACCAUAUAUACGGGCAUAUAUUGCAAUCAAAGUGUAAACAAUUUGAAGAGCAAGUUUCGCAAGCCGCAUAGGAAAUUGUUAAAUAUGGUCAGGCUUUUCGCACUGAGUGUCUUUUUCAAGGGUGCCAGCGAAGCGCGCCUAUUAAAGACCACAUCCGACUUGCAGUCCUUUUCAUUUUUUCAACGUGGCACAGUCAAUGAGUUCAUGACCUUUGCCUCGAAGACAAUCGUGGAACGAACCCAGCCGGCGCUGCGACAGUCUGUUAAACAGGAUGCCUACAUGUGCCAUGUCUAUGUGCGGGCCGAUAAUUUGGCUGGCGUUCUUAUCGCUGAUCACGAGUAUCCGCACCGUGUCGCGCACACGUUAAUCACAAAAUUACUGGAUGACUUUGCGGCCAAGGUAUCGGCAGAACAAUGGCCCAACGGUACUGAGGCAACAAUUGCAUUUGAUUCGUUGCCAGCGUUUUUGGCCAAAUACCAGGAUCCCAAGGAGGCCGAUCCGAUAACGAAAAUGCAAACCGAUUUGGAUGAAACUAAAAUCAUAUUGAAGAACACAAUCGAAUCGGUGCUGGAGCGUGGCGAGAAACUGGAGGAUAUGGUUACCAAAUCGGAGCAGCUAUCCAUGCAAAGCAAGGCCUUCUACAAGACAGCGAAAAAGACCAAUUCCUGUUGCAGCUUCGCCUAAACAAGCCAAGGGCACAGAUAUCGAAAAACUCAAAAAACACCACUUAAAACACAAAAAACAGAAACACCAACAAAAUGGGCACGAAACAAGCAGCGACGGCGCGGCAUUGGCUUAGAAUUUGUAUGCUUUUUAUAACAUAAUUAGUUAAUUUUAUAUUUAAUAUAUACAUAUAUGAAACUAAACUAUACUAAACAUGCCCAAGUAUUUAUACGUACGCAUAUGCAGCGGCACGAAUGUGCUGCAACUCAUAUAUGUACGCCCAUUAUGUGUGUUAAACGUUCAACUUGGCAUCUUGUUCUCUGCAUGUCUAGGGUAAUGGUACAGAUAAUGUUAUAUAUAUACAUAU